CGCGAAAGUGGAUUGUAUUUUCUGCGAUAUGUGAUAUAUGUUUUAAUAACAAAGAUUUUUCAAAGAAAAUGUGAAAAGAACAUAUGUGAAUACUAUUACAGUUCACCAGAUAUAGAAAAAUUAGGAAUUGUGACUUCAAAAGCUGAAUGGGAUAUUGAAAAACCUUUAGACUUUUCAUGCAAUCCUGAAUAUUCACAUGAUAAAGUAUUAUUUUAUUCUGGAAAUUCUAAUGGAGACUGCUUUAUGGUUCAUAUUACCAGAAAGAAUUCCUGUUUAGGAGAAGUCUCUCUGUUUUUGAAACUUGCUAACAAAGGAUGUUAUGAGUUACCAAUUCAUCCUAAUAUAGAUACUGUUUUAUAUGAUUUGAGAGAUUUCUCUGGAAAUGGCCUUGAAAUAAAAUGUUUAUCACCUUUCAGAAGAUGGAGAAUUUCAUAUAAUGGAUUACUCAGAGAUAUCAGCGACCCAAAUGACUGUGGAAAACAUGUUAAAUUUUCAUUUGUUUGGAUGCCUGUGAGUGCUGUUACUGAUCUUCAGACAAAUUACAGCUCUUAUUUAUUAGCAGAAUCAGUUUUGAAAAGUGGUUGGAAGAUUUUUGCAAAUUUUAAUAGUGUGCUUGAACAAUUAAAUUCAUAUGAUCAUUGGGGAGAAAGUAUUGGAACAGUGAUUAUCGACAAUGAUCCUGAACAGGAAGUGUAUUUGUGGGGAAUUAGAAGGCGAAGCAGGAAUACUUAUAAUUGUAAAGAUACAAGUUAUGGAGUGAAAUUCUAUGGCUAUUUAUUGGUAUGCUUUAUAAAAUAAUUUAAUCUUAAUUUUUUGGCACUUGUGGCUUAUCCUCAUAUAUGUUGUGUCAUGUCACUUUUCAUUUUCAUGUAUCUGUCAUGCUCUAAGAUUAAGAUUAAUUUA
Molecule: messenger RNA, 903 nt
Organism: Centruroides sculpturatus (bark scorpion)
Lineage: Eukaryota; Metazoa; Arthropoda; Arachnida; Scorpiones; Buthidae
Exons: 7
Coding region: 244-798 (184 amino acids)
Source: RefSeq, a predicted model, not a curated record